Molecule: messenger RNA, 846 nt
Organism: Bipolaris sorokiniana ND90Pr
Lineage: Eukaryota; Fungi; Ascomycota; Dothideomycetes; Pleosporales; Pleosporaceae
Exons: 1
Coding region: 1-846 (281 amino acids)
Source: RefSeq, a predicted model, not a curated record
AUGAACGCCAAACAACCCUUCUCGGCUUUUCUUCCGCAAUUCCGCGUUCUUCGCAGCCUGAUUGACUUUGCUGCACUGAUUUCCGCCAAUUCUUCUUCUGAUUCCAAAGUUGUCUUUCAAUUCAUAUCUUCCAUUGCGACUGUGGGACAUUACCCCAUACACGAGGGAACACCUCACAUCCCCGAACAGCGUGUCACCAUCGAGCACGUUCUCCCCAACGGUUACGGAGAUGCGAAAUUCGUAUGCGAGCGCAUGCUCGACGAAACACUUCACAAACACAGUUCCCGCUUCAGUGUCAUGGCAGUGAGACUCGGCCAAGUCGCCGGGUGCUCCGCCUCAGGCUACUGGAACGAGAACGAACACCUGCCUUUCCUCAUCAAGAGUUCCCAGACACUGAGGGCACUACCGAAGUUCGAGGGGCCAGUGAGCUGGACACCCGUCGAUGCGGUAGCGGCAGUGUGUGCGGAUCUUGCACUCGGCGAAUCUACCGCCGGGGGCAUUUAUCACAUCGAUAAUCCCGUUCGCCAGCCUUGGAGCAAGAUGCUACCCCUCCUUGCUUCGGAGCUCGGCAUUCCAGAGAAGAACAUCAUCUCGUUCAAGGAGUGGAUCAAGCGUGUUCGGUCGUUUUCUCACGAGGCUACUCCCGGCAACGCAGAUCUGAAUCCCGCAAAGCGACUUGUUGAUUUCUUAGAAGCGGAUUUUACUAGAAUGAGUUGUGGAGGUGUAUUACUAGGUACUGAGAGGAGUCAGAAGGACUCGGCGGCCAUGAGGGGUAUUGGCAAUGUUGGUGACGAAAUUGUACGACGGUAUAUUGGCAGUUGGAAAGCGCGGGGGUUCCUGGCGUAA